Molecule: messenger RNA, 837 nt
Organism: Laetiporus sulphureus 93-53
Lineage: Eukaryota; Fungi; Basidiomycota; Agaricomycetes; Polyporales; Laetiporaceae
Exons: 4
Coding region: 1-837 (278 amino acids)
Biological process (GO): transcription initiation at RNA polymerase II promoter
Cellular component (GO): transcription factor TFIID complex
Molecular function (GO): protein heterodimerization activity
Source: RefSeq, a predicted model, not a curated record
AUGUCCUACUUUCCUCCGCAAACGUAUGGGCAAUAUCAAACGCAGUACCCACACUAUCCGUCACAGUACCCCGCGCAGGGACAACCUCUCGCAGGCUAUCCCGUAUAUCCGCCUGGGCAGGCGAAGCCGGCCACGCCACCUCCAGAACCACACACCGCACCUGAACUGUCUGCCGUCUCACCUGAGCUCGCUUCCCAUGCACUCCAAAGACUUGUCUCUGCUGAAUUGCGAGGAAAUGGAUUCGAAACGGCCGAACCGGCGACAUUGAUAAGGCUCGAGCUUGAAGUGGCAGCCUGGGCCGUUUUCACAGUUGUGGAGCGACUGUACGAGCGUGCACACGAUUACGCGAACCUCGCGAACAGAGCUGGGCCUAUUGCGAAGGAUCUAUUGUUCGCGGCAGAGGAGCGUGGUUUUCAGAUGAAGGAGCUUCACCAGUUCGCGAACAAAUCAAAGAGUCGGCAGCAGGUUGUAGGCCCGUUGAGGCUAUUGCCACCGCCGCGGCGUUCUCCCUCGCCGGAAUUAUUGCCUUCUGACGAUGAGAAUGCUCCACCAGUCAUUCCUGCCACUCUUCGGUCAUUACCAUGGGGAGAGCGUCAAUUCCCUGCGUUGCCUCCUAAGCACACAUAUCUCAGGACACCGGUCGUACCACAAAAGAGAACCGCAUUGCCUUCACUGGAGAAGAAGCUGAAGACUGCUGGAUUGGUCCAAGAGUCGUUAAAGAACCUGCUGACAGCGACAGAAGAUAAUACGGGGCAAGAAGAUGGAGAGCUGUUGGGUGCGCUCGUGAAUUGGGAGGCUACCACCCAUCCGCGCAAGCGUUGGAAGCUCAGCGCAUGA